UUGGCGCACGCAGCUUUAUAACAUCCGAAGACCAGUGUUCGAAGACAGCUGUGAGUGCAUGCAUGAACAAUGUGCACAAAAGAACCAGUGACAUCGGAUUUUGCGAGCAAGCGACAGCAGCCCUGGACUGUUUCUCUGAACUUCUGCGCAUGUGCUAUACCAGAAAUGACCCGGGCUUUUUGGAGGCCUUAGGCAUGUACGACAUCACUGGACUUUUCCAGAAGAUGACGGCUCUUU
Molecule: messenger RNA, 237 nt
Organism: Candidula unifasciata
Lineage: Eukaryota; Metazoa; Mollusca; Gastropoda; Stylommatophora; Geomitridae
Source: the annotation of a GenBank genome assembly